This is a messenger RNA of Pipistrellus kuhlii (Kuhl's pipistrelle), 690 nucleotides long. It is a transcript of the gene MED31, whose product is annotated as mediator complex subunit 31. The record is from RefSeq and is a predicted model, not a curated record. The transcript is spliced from 4 exons. Bases 98 to 493 code for a protein of 131 amino acids. Gene Ontology annotation, biological process: regulation of transcription by RNA polymerase II. Gene Ontology annotation, cellular component: mediator complex; core mediator complex. Gene Ontology annotation, molecular function: transcription coregulator activity. NCBI's taxonomy places the organism in Eukaryota, Metazoa, Chordata, Mammalia, Chiroptera, Vespertilionidae.
CGCGACAGGAAGGCGGAGCCGCGGCUUCCGGGACCUCCUCCUCCGCUCCCGGCAGUUGCCUUGUGGGACUGGAGGCGGUUGAGCUAUUUUGCGGGUGAUGGCCGCGGCUGUCGCUAUGGAGACAGAUGAUGCUGGAAAUCGACUUCGGUUUCAGUUGGAGUUGGAAUUUGUGCAGUGUUUAGCUAACCCUAAUUAUCUUAAUUUUCUUGCCCAAAGAGGUUACUUCAAAGACAAAGCCUUUGUUAAUUAUCUUAAGUACUUGCUUUACUGGAAAGAACCAGAAUAUGCCAAGUAUCUAAAGUACCCUCAGUGUUUACACAUGUUAGAACUGCUCCAGUACGAACACUUCCGCAAGGAGCUGGUGAAUGCUCAGUGUGCGAAAUUUAUCGAUGAGCAGCAAAUCCUGCACUGGCAGCACUAUUCCCGGAAGCGGAUGCGCCUUCAGCAAGCCCUGGCAGAGCAGCAGCAGCAAAAUAACACCUCAGGAAAGUGAAACACUGGAUCCAGACCGACUCCUAGGACUGUAUAUGUUGCUUCUGUAUAGUGAAGACCAAAAAAAAAAAAAAAAAGACUCAUCUUACCUACUUUCUUGUGCUAGCACUUAGUACCUUUACUGUGCUAUUUAAUCCAGGUUAACUUUUUAUUGUCAGUAGAUUAUUUCUGUUAAGCCAAAACUGUUCUUUGAUUUUC